CUACAACUAGCCUCUGCCCUUUCUCGUGCUAUUCAUCAAGUAAUUACCAUUGCGAUUAGUGUGGCUGGGAUUGGCCGGGGGAGUUUGCAAAGCACGACGCGAGUGCCUAUUUAUAGAGAUUUGCAUUGGGCAUCGCCAUUGUGCGAUUUGCCAUGUGGCUGUUGGCGGGCGGAGCAAUCGAUGUGAAGCGUAGGAAGGUGCUUAUCGGUAACUCCGGCCGUGCCCUGGAAUCUAUCGAGCUUCUAGAGCUUGUCUUCUUCCUCGCAUCAACGACGCUGCUGUAAAAAUAUAGUGGCGGCAUCGUGCAAGCAGACAGCGAACAGGGCAAGUGCUCGGCUUAUCUGUUUGCACUCAUGCAUGGACAUUGCCAAUGUUGGGACAGAUUUCAAUGUUCCAUACUGAAAUCUGUCCAACUCCCAUCCAAUUAAAGAAGGUUUUUUCUUUAAAAAAUUAUCGAAGAGAUAUGGAAUUUAGAAGAAGUUUGUGAGCAGCUUCCUCUUAAAAAAAGAAUUAAGCUUAUGGCAUUUGAAACCGGAAGGACUGAGAAGAUGAAGAACUUUUCCAACACCAUAUAUCACUGGCAUGUCCUAUGUAAACUUUUUCGGUUAUUGAUUUCAGCAUUUCUAAUCAUUCCAGAUCUCACAGACUCAUGUACAUUCACAGGUGCUGAUCCAUGGCACGAUGUGCCAAGCAAGUUGAUCGAAAUGCUCAGUUCCGGAAAGCUCCAAGUCAUUUCUUUCAGUUCUCGUCCAACCAACCUAUACGCCUACCUUAAGCCGGAUCCUUAUUUUUAGCCAAUCCCCUGCACUAAUUAUAAGCCUUGCUCCGUUGCCAUGACUCUGUUGCUGUCUCAAUAAGUCCCUGCCAUUCUUCAUCUGUUUCUUUGGUCCCUCCCUUCUCCUUCCUCUCUCUCCCUGCAUAUAUCCAUGCACAUUGUCCUUGUUCCGAUGGGGUCAUCCAUUCUCUCUGAGAGUCCUAAUGUCCUGAAAGGGAUUGCUGGAUUCUCCUCGAGCCCCCAGUGCUUCUCAUACACAUCAUUCGGCCACAAUAGCAUAAUAAUCGCACGACAUGAUCUGCUUCUCAGGAUCAGUUAAUUGUUCAUGUUCGUAUUUCUGAUCUGUGGUGUAGGCUUCAUUGAUCCAAUGAGAAGUAGUUGAGGGUGACACAAAGCACGGUCAAGGAUGGCGCCUAGCAUCCUUCACCGUGCAUUGUCCUUCUCUAAUGUGCCCGUUCAUCGCCGUGAUGUAUCACCACUAAAGGAGGCCUCCGCUGCGUCCAACAGACAUGAGGGCCUGGCAUUAUUGACAACAAUUGCUGAGGACACUGGCUCUUGCAAUCCUAGUCCUUUAUUGCCAACCCACUCGGCGUUGGAGAAAAGACUCAUCAGCAAGAUCAUCCUUCUGAGAGAGGCUCUGGAUCUGCCAUGUCGAAGUUCAUGCGAUGCGUUGGAUCAGUUACUUCUGGAUACCCUGGAGGCUCUGAAGAUUACAUAUCCGAAAUGUUUAUCAGGCCUAUCAGGAAACAAUACAUCUUCUGAACAGCAGGGUCUGGUUCACCUUCGAAAGGUCCUCAUGUCGGUACAAGAUUGCCAUGCAGAACGCAGCGAAUUGAGUAACUUGGGCUUUGAGAAGCAAACAAUCACAGAGAGCGAGGGCUUAGAUCAUAUAGGUGAGCAUGUCGCUAUGCUUCUUGAUCAGGUGAUUCCGGCGGCGAAAGAAAUCUUCAGUUUCAUGGAAAGCUCCACGAGUGCAAAAGCAGCAGCAGCAGCUGCUGCAGUUCGUCCAGAAAAAAGAAGCCAACCUCCUGUUCUCUGUCGCACCAGAUCUUUGAUUCACCGCAGAAGUGCCGGCCAUCAUCCAUCAGAUAGUGCCGAGGUCGCAACACUUUGCCAAGACAGUGCAAUGAUGAGGCACACGAAACAACUGAAAAUUCAGAAACCGGUGCCAAGGCAAGAGGCGGAUGAAGGCAGUUGCGCCGGGGAGGGUGGCCAGACCAGCAGGCGCGAUCCACCGUCAACUCCUACCGGUGACUCUGAACUGCUACAGUCGACGCCGUCGUCUAUGUCCCCACCUCCACUGUCGGCACCGCCAUCCUCCCCCAUGCCCUUGCUGGGCAUGCCCAUGCUGCUGCAGUCGUGGGAGGAGGCAAUGCAAGACGACAAUGCCUCCCCGGCAGUGGCGUCACCCCCAGACGCGCAGCCUGCUAAGGUGGCCGCGCCGACGGCACAGCAAGACACGGUUGACGUCGACGGCUCUGCAAUCUCCCCGUCAAUGGAGGCAGGAGGUCAGCCUAGCUUACCGUCAUCCAUGGACGGCAAUGCCGCCGCGCCAAGCGUACUGCCGACGCCGACGCCGCCACUUCCGGCGCACGGAGACAGAGUGCAAGGAGGACCAUCAACGGACAAACCCGCUGAGGUAGUGGCAAGUGCAUCGUCUCCACCGCAAGGAGCGCCGCCUGCCAAUGUCUCACGAGCGCCGCCCCCUCCGCCUCCCGGAAGCAUCUCGGCCGCGCUGCGCGCCAAGAAAACCGCCGGCAAGCUGAAACGGUUUGCACAGAUGGGCACCCUGUACAGGCAUCUGCGGGACAGAGUGGAAGGCCCUUGCACGCACGGCGGCAAGAGACAGACCGGGAAGAAGCCCCGGACGCCGGGCGGGUCCAAGAGCGAAGCCGGCCAGGGCAUGGCCGAUGCGUUGGCGGAGAUGACCAAGAGAUCGGCCUACUUCCGGCAGAUCGAGGAGGACGCGGAGAACCACGCCGCGGCAAUCCUGGAGCUGAAGGACGCCAUCAGCUCGUUCGAGUCCAGGGACAUGGCCGAGCUGGUGAGGUUCCAUCAACACGUCGAGCAGCAGCUGGUGUGCCUGACCGACGAGACACAGGUGCUGGCGAGGUUCGAGGGCUUCCCGACCAAGAAGCUGGAAUCGCUGAGGAUGGCGUCCGCGCUCUACUCCAAGCUGGACGGCAUCGUGUCGAAGCUCAAGGGCUGGAAGCUGGCUGCCCCCCUCUCGAACCAGCUUGACAGAGUCGAGGGCUACUUCAACAAGAUCAAAGACGACGUGGACAUGAUCGAGCGGAACAAAGACGAGGAGGCGAAGCGGUUCCUGUCUCAUAACAUCCACCUGGACUUCACCGUGCUGGUCCGGAUCAAGGAGUGCAUGGUGGACCUGUCGUCCACCUGCAUGGAGCUAGCCUUGGAGGAGAGCAAGCAUGCCAGGGAGACGAAGACGAGCGCACAGUCGCCAGCAGGUGCUUCUCCGCCGGCCGCAGCGCCGUCGAGGAUGCUAUGGCGAGUCUUCCAGCUGGCCUUCCGGGUGUACAACUUCGCCGGCGGCCAGGACGAGCGGGCGGACAGGCUGACGGCCACCCUAGCGCACGAGAUCGAGGCCCAUCCCCUCUGAAAACGGCAGCUCGCUCG
Messenger RNA from Panicum virgatum (switchgrass), 3412 nucleotides. RefSeq lists its product as uncharacterized. Lineage: Eukaryota; Viridiplantae; Streptophyta; Magnoliopsida; Poales; Poaceae. Gene Ontology annotation, cellular component: chloroplast outer membrane. The record is from RefSeq and is a predicted model, not a curated record. Gene Ontology annotation, biological process: chloroplast organization. The transcript has 9 exons. Bases 1182 to 3395 code for a protein of 737 amino acids.